Chanos chanos (milkfish) is the source of this 2365-nucleotide messenger RNA. RefSeq names its product cytochrome P450 family 27 subfamily A member 3 (gene cyp27a3). Gene Ontology annotation, molecular function: monooxygenase activity; oxidoreductase activity, acting on paired donors, with incorporation or reduction of molecular oxygen; iron ion binding. NCBI's taxonomy places the organism in Eukaryota, Metazoa, Chordata, Actinopteri, Gonorynchiformes, Chanidae. The record is from RefSeq and is a predicted model, not a curated record. The coding region runs from base 43 to 1629 and encodes 528 amino acids. Gene Ontology annotation, cellular component: mitochondrial inner membrane. Gene Ontology annotation, biological process: C21-steroid hormone biosynthetic process; cellular response to peptide hormone stimulus; glucocorticoid biosynthetic process. The transcript is spliced from 9 exons.
UAAAACUGUGAACGCCUAGAUCUCUGUUUAGUCUGUCGACCGAUGGUUAGUAUGUACAGUAAAACACUGUUAAGGACUGGUUUGCUUUUAUGCAAACAAGAAAAUAAGAACGGAAUAAAAUGUGUAACGUCGGCGUGGAGCAACGUUAGCGACAUGCACAAUCGUGCCUCUUCUACCACUGUAAUAAGCGACCAUAAACAAAAAACUAUGGAUGAUUUGGGUGGGCCAAGUUUUAUGACAUCCUUAUACUGGCUUUUCGGCAAAGGUUAUUUUAAAGUAACUCAUCAAAUGCAAAUUGAGCACAGCAAAAUCUAUGGUCCACUGUGGAGGUCCAAGUACGGGCCACUGGUGAUUGUGAAUGUCGCCAGUGCCGAGCUUAUUGAGCAAGUGCUGAGGCAAGAGGGCCGACUUCCCAUCCGCACAGACAUGCCUCACUGGAGGGGCUACAGGGAAUUACGGAAUAAGGCAUAUGGCCCUCUCACAGAGAUAGGCCCCGAGUGGCAGCGAAUCAGAAGCAUCCUGAACCCGAGAAUGCUGAAACCAAAGCACGUAUCUUCCUACUCGAAUGCCAUCAAUGAGGUGGUGAGUGACUUCAUAAAAAAGGUGGAUUGGCUCAGGUCGACCGAAGGAAACGGAAUCAUGGUGAAUGAUAUGGCAGGCGAACUGUACAAGUUUGCUUUUGAAGGUAUCUGCUCUGUGCUUUUUGAAACACGUAUGGGUUGCCUGAACGAGGUGGUCCCUGAGCAGACUCAGAAGUUCAUCUUUUCGGUGGGAGAGAUGUUUCGCCUCUCUCCCAUUAUUGCACUGUUCCCCAAAUCGAUGUGGCCUUACCUGCCUUCCUGGAAACACUUUGUGGCUGUGUGGGAUUAUCUCUUUAACAUUGCGGAGGAUUUAGUGCAGAAGAAGAUGUUGGAGAUUCAGGAAAAGUUGAAGCAGGGUCAGCCUGUGGAGGGGGAGUACCUCACACAUUUACUGGUCAGUGAACAGAUGACUGUCACUGAGGUACUGGGAAGCAUCACUGAACUGCUGCUGGCUGGAGUUGACACAACAUCCAACACCAUCUCCUGGGCUCUGUACCACAUGGCCCGAGAGCCUGAGAUCCAGGAGAGGCUCCAUCAGGAGGUGAUCAGCGUCUGCCCCAGCAACAAGGUUCCCAGCAGUGACGACAUCGCCAAGAUGCCCUGGCUUAAGGCUGUUGUGAGGGAAACCCUCAGGAUGUAUCCAGUGGUGCCCGGCAAUGCUCGAGUGACUGCCGAAAAAGAAAUAGUCGUGGGUGGCCAUCUCUUCCCUAAAAAUACUCUGUUCCACCUGUGUCACUACGCGGUGUCGUAUGAUGAAAAGAUGUUCCCUGAGCCCCAUGCUUUCCAGCCUGAGCGCUGGCUCCGCGGACAGAGGCAGGCCGGCCAGCAUCCGUUUGCCUCUGUUCCAUUCGGCUUUGGCAUCCGUGCUUGUCUGGGCCGGAGAGUGGCAGAACUGGAGAUGUACCUCCUCUUGUCACGGUUAAUGAAACAAUACAAGGUGCGUCCUGAUCCUUCAGGCAAAACAGUCGAGCCCAUCACAAGAACCGUCCUCGUCCCAGCCACUCCAAUCAACCUUCAGUUUAUCGACCGGAAACUGGAGCAGGAGUGACCAUUCAAAAAGAAAAAGACACGGCUGCUUUACGAACGAUGCCUUUGAUCUCAAAACUCAGUCGUGUAUAUGAAAGCAUUUAUCAGUAUGCCUUAUGCCAGCAAUAACAUUCAUUCACCUGUGUCGUAAUACCUCCUGUCACAUUUGUCUUUGUCUGUUGUGAACGAAAACGCAUUAAUGGACCAGAGUGGAUCGUUUAAUUAUGUAUGAUAAUCAUAAUAUAUCACUGUUUAGACUCACUGUUGACACAAUUUAUUAUGUAAAUAUUUCUGUUUUAAUGGUACAGCUAAUAGGAUUUUUAUUGUACUGUAUGACAGUGAUUCUCUACAUGAGCCAACCUGAUUAUUGCUCCUUCUUUGUUGUGGAUUUUCUUCUUGUCACAACAGUAGCUCUAGGAGGGAUUAUUGGUUAACUGGAUUAUGCUGAAACUGAGGUGGAUAUUGUUGAAACUUUUAUUCAAGAAAUACCCAGUAUGCUUCAUUCCUCUCACCACUAUGCACUUUAAAUUUCUUCCUGCUGAUUUAUCAAAGUCUUUUUAAUUAUCUAAGGUAUUCAACUGACUAAAAUGGUGAGCAAAGUUUCUUUGGUGAGGCUGCCCUCUGGUGUUUUUUUUGUUAAUAUUGCAAAAACAAAGUAGAAACACUUAAUACUUUCCAAUGACGGAAUUAACUUUACUGUAUGAUUUCUGUAAGUAAGUUUGUCUUCUUCACUGGAGUAUAAAUAUUUUAACACAAAA